Molecule: messenger RNA, 2142 nt
Organism: Ilyonectria robusta
Lineage: Eukaryota; Fungi; Ascomycota; Sordariomycetes; Hypocreales; Nectriaceae
Product: fungal-specific transcription factor domain-containing protein
Exons: 2
Coding region: 1-2142 (713 amino acids)
Biological process (GO): DNA-templated transcription
Cellular component (GO): nucleus
Molecular function (GO): DNA binding; zinc ion binding
Source: RefSeq, a predicted model, not a curated record
AUGUCCCAGGCUUCGGUACAGAGGACGGCGCCCAUCGCCAUUGCGCCCAAGCCGCCCCGGCUCGAGCCCGCCUCUUAUCGCCAAGAUAGCUUCCAUAGGCUCGAGAUGAGCCAGGGAAGCCUGCCGGCCACCAGCUCGGCGUCGACUGAGCCGGCUUCGUUCAACGGCUCACCCGUCCCGCCCUGUCUCGCCUGCCGGUACUCGCGUGCCAACUGCGUCAUGAGCGACGACGAGGAUGGUUGCGUGCCGUGCCAAGUCACCGGCUCCGAGUGCUCACUCGUCUGCAGCCCACAGUCCCGGAAGAGGAAGCUUCACGGCGAUGCAGCCUCUGACGACGUUAUCGGCAAGAGAAGCUCCCCGGGUCUCGCAUCCAGGCGACGAAACCACAACUCUAGUCUUUCCAGCACCGCCGCUAGCAGUUCCUUUCUUGAGGAGAUGGCCAAUGUUGGCGGUCCGACCAUGCUCAAGCGGACUCUGGGACUUCAGGACGAUCGUUUCAGCCAGUACAUCGGUCCCACCACCGACUUCGAGCCCUCUCUCAUCAACCUCUCCCCCUUCGAUCCGCACGACGAGAGCCUGCUGUCCCGGGGCACCCUCCGCAAGGUGAGCGACCACGAUACCUUCUUGAUGCUGCCCGACCACAGCACCCCGGGGCACGAGCAUGUGACGCAAGAUGCCGACCACGUCGAGUCCAUCGUGGGGCCCCAUGGCCGCAAGCUCAUCGACAUCUACUUCCGCGUCGUCCACCCCGGCUUCCCCAUUAUCCAGAAGCACGUCUUCUUAGAAAAAUACGAGCGCUCCUAUCGAGAGUUCUCUCCGCCCCUCCUCGCCGCCGUCUAUAUACUUGCCAUCAAUUGGUGGGACCAAAGCGAGGAACUCGCUCAACUACCCCGCCCCAACGUCAGAGAACUCGAGAGCAUCGUACGCACCACUCUGGAGGAUGCCUGCUUCCGCCCGAAGCUGUCCACAAUACAGGCCGGUCUGCUGUUGUCUCAGCGACCCGAAGGCGACCAGUGGGCACCAACAGCCCAGCUCGUCGCACUAGGACACGAGCUCGGGCUACAUCUAGACUGCUCACACUGGAAAAUACCACCAUGGGAAAAGGGUCUAAGAAAGCGGCUGGCAUGGGCACUCUAUAUGCAGGACAAAUGGGGCGCUCUUGUUCACGGGCGGCCGUCUCACAUCUUCGCAACGAACUGGGGCGUCCAGGCACUCACAUCCAACGACUUCCCUGACGUUGAAUGGGACGAGAAUGAUCCUGAGGAAAAGUUGGAUGUUGAGAGGGGCCGAAUGCUGUUCACGCGGGUGGUCCAGCUCUCGGAGAUUCUAUCGGAAAUUCUCGACACCUUCUACACCCUACAGGCGAUGCAGACCGUUACAAACGCGGGUCCUCAAGGCACACAGCUCGUUCUGUCGUUAGCUAAGCCAAUCCAGCUGAAACUCAAGGAGUGGUACGGAGGUCUGCCUCAGUUGAUCCGCUUAGAUUCUUCGUACUCGUCCAGCAACCCGACAACCAGCAGGCUUUCCAGCAUUGGAUACCUACACCUGGCUUAUUUCGCGGCGGAAAUUACACUACACAGACGCAUCAUCAGAUCGCUGGCCUCAGCCUCGGCGGCGGUUGAUUCAUAUGUGCAACACAUUUGUCGCAGCGCUGCGAAGGCCCGCCUCAUUUCCGCCAUGGACUUUGUCAACCGCCUCACUCCCAAUCACCUCAGAUCGUUCUGGUAUUUUGCAUCCAAGACCAACUUUGCCCUCAUUGGCACUUUUGGCUCCCUCCUCUGGGCCACGUCACCAGGACGCGAGGAAGCCGAUUGGUAUCGACGACGUCUCGGAGAGUACCGCUGGACUCUUUCGGUGAGCUCAAAGCCUGGUGAGGGCAGCAAGGGUCUUACCGAGUUUGCCAUGACGAUGCUCGACAUCUCAACAGGCUUGCUCAAGCAGCUCCCUGAGAAGCCAUCCAUGAGCCGAAACGGGAGCCUUGCCGACCUGUCUGCCUCAGCACCACCAACUUUCAAUGGAGGCGGAAUACUUGACAGCUUGAGUAACCUCGCUAGCGCCGACGUCAGCGAGAUGCACACUCCGCACAGUGGGGACGACUACAGCAGUGAUGAUGAUAUGGAAGAUGAGCCUUUGGGGAUGUGA